AUGCGCGCGCCGACGUUCGUGAUUCAGUGUCCAAUACGCAAGUCCGCAUUUCAUUGCAGCCGAGAGAAGUUUUCCACACUAAAGGGCAGUUCAAGAUCACUAACAUUGCCGGUCUUACCGUUUGAAUAUAGUAUAUUUAAAAAAUAUUUUCGUAAUAAUAGUGUAGAUAUGGUGUGGUCAACAAUUUAUGAUGGAAAAACUGAGGCUGGUUCUCAGGAUAAGCCCUCCAUGCAGUUGGCUGCAGCAGAUGCGGGCUCACAUCUCCAGCACAUGUGCUCCUUGGAUAUUGACUCUAAAGCUUCCUAUGUCCGUCUUUCUGGAAUCAUCUGCACCAUUGGUCCUGUUUCCCGAGAAGUGUCCAUGCUCGAGAAAAUGAUGGAGACGGGCAUGAACGUGGCGCGCAUGAACUUCUCGCACGGCUCGCACGAGUACCACGCGGAGACCAUCCGCAACUGCCGCGAGGCUGAGAAGAACUACAGCGCUCGUCUCGGCGUGCCAUUCUCCCUCGCCAUCGCCUUGGACACCAAGGGACCUGAGAUCAGAACUGGCCUCUUGCAGGGUGGCGGUUCUGCAGAAGUGGAACUGAAGAAGGGUGCCACCAUCAGGCUGAGCACAGACCCCGCGUACCAGGAGAGCGGCAACGCCGAGGUGGUGUUCGUGGACUACAAGAACAUAACCAACGUGGUGAAACCGGGAAACCGCAUCUUCAUAGACGAUGGUCUCAUCUCGGUCAUAUGCCAGUCUGUCACCGCUGAUGCCCUCGUUUGUAAUAUUGAGAAUGGAGGCAUGUUGGGAUCAAGAAAGGGUGUGAAUUUGCCUGGCUUACCAGUUGAUCUGCCUGCUGUCUCCGAGAAGGAUAAGUCUGAUUUACUCUUCGGUUUAGAACAAAACGUGGACAUGAUCUUCGCGUCCUUCAUCCGCAACGGCGCGGCGCUCCAAGAGAUCCGCGCCAUCCUCGGCGAGAAGGGAAAGAACAUCAAGAUUAUCUCCAAGAUUGAGAACCACCAGGGCAUGGUCAACCUGGACGAGAUCAUUGCGGCAUCUGACGGCAUCAUGGUGGCGCGUGGUGACUUGGGUAUUGAAAUCCCACCAGAGAAGGUGUUCCUCGCACAAAAAACCAUGAUCGCGCGCUGUAAUAAGGUCGGCAAACCAGUAAUCUGCGCCACCCAAAUGCUGGAGUCCAUGGUGAAGAAGCCGCGGCCCACGCGUGCGGAGACCUCCGACGUUGCCAACGCCAUACUGGACGGCGCCGACUGCGUGAUGCUCUCCGGCGAGACCGCCAAAGGGGACUACCCGCUAGAGUGCGUCCUCACCAUGGCCAACAUUUGCAAGGAGGCUGAGGCUGCCAUCUGGCACAAGCAGCUCUUUAUCGACCUCAGCGCACAGGUAAAAACACUAGAACCAGCCCAAUCAGUAGCCAUAGCGGCGGUGGAGGCGUCCUCCAAGUGCAUGGCGUCCGCCAUCGUGGUGAUCACCACUAGCGGCCGCUCCGCCCACCUGCUCAGCCAGUUCCGCCCGCGUUGCCCCAUCAUCGCCGUCACCAGGAUGCCCCAGACGGCUCGCCAGGCGCAUCUGUACAGGGGACUCCUGCCUAUUGUUUAUUCAGAAAGCCCCGCCAGCGACUGGCUGAAGGAUGUCGACAACCGGGUCCAAUACGGCCUGAAGUUCGGUCGCGGUCGCGGCUUCCUCAAGACCGGCGACAACGUGGUCGUCGUCACCGGCUGGAGGCAGGGCUCCGGCUUCACCAACACUAUUCGCAUUAUCCAAAUCGAA
This is a messenger RNA of Brenthis ino (lesser marbled fritillary), 1773 nucleotides long. Lineage: Eukaryota; Metazoa; Arthropoda; Insecta; Lepidoptera; Nymphalidae. The record is from the annotation of a GenBank genome assembly.